CGAUCUUCCCAGCACAGACGUUUGGACAGAGCAGGCUCCUGAGGUCUCCAGAAUGCCCGUGCCAGCCUCCUGGCCCCACCUUCCUAGUCCUUUCCUGCUGAUGACGCUACUGCUGGGGGGACUCACAGGGGUGGCUGGCGAGGAAGAGCUGCAGGUGAUUCAGCCUGACAAGUCCAUAUCAGUUGCAGCUGGAGAGUCGGCCACUCUGCACUGCAAUGUGACUUCCCUGAUCCCUGUGGGGCCCAUCCAGUGGUUCAGAGGAGCUGGACCAGGCCGGGAAUUAAUCUACAAUAAAAAAGAAGGCCACUUCCCACGGGUAACAACUGUUUCAGACCCCACAAAGAGAAACAACAUGGACUUUUCCAUCCGCAUCAGUAACAUCACCCCAGCAGAUGCCGGCACCUACUACUGUGUGAAGUUCUGGAAAGAGAGCCCUUAUGACGUGGAGUUUAAGUCUGGAGCAGGCACUGAGCUGUCUGUGCGUGGUGAGUACAGCGUGGGCCUCAUUCGUCCCCUGAGGCCCAAGAGCUUCGUCCUAACUCCUGAAUUCUGGAAUGUCAGCACAGGAAGGACCUUCAGACCAUCCGGCCCAACCCCCUUUACAGAUGGGAGACUGAAGCCAAGACAUGACAGGGGCCUUGUCCAUGGUCACAGGGCCAGUUAG
Messenger RNA from Gorilla gorilla gorilla (western lowland gorilla), 664 nucleotides. RefSeq names its product signal-regulatory protein beta-1-like. The transcript is spliced from 3 exons. Bases 53 to 664 code for a protein of 203 amino acids. The record is from RefSeq and is a predicted model, not a curated record. NCBI's taxonomy places the organism in Eukaryota, Metazoa, Chordata, Mammalia, Primates, Hominidae.